CAACAGUCGUUUGUGGAUUUUAAACUUUUACCUCGUGAUGUAAACUUUUGUUUUGGGAUAUUGUGCGUUUUCUGUGGAUGCUUUGUUUGGCUCGUGCGUCUGUUUCUCUGCUCCAAAAUGAACAUCAUCAGCGGAUACCAGCAUCACCAUCAUCACCAUCACCACCUCAUGCACGAGCCCUUCCCCUCGCACGCGCCUUACUUUCAAAGUUGGGUGUUAAACCACGACUUACCCCCGACAGACUUCCACAUUCAAGCGCCAGGAACACCGGGCUCCGUGACGCACGAUGUCCGGUUUGACGCACUCCAUGGCGGCCAAGCCAAGCGCAGGACCCCGGGGCCUAAAAAAGAGAGACGGAGGACAGAGAGCAUCAACACGGCUUUCGCAGAGCUCAGGGAGUGCAUACCCAACGUGCCCGCAGAUACAAAACUGUCAAAAAUAAAGACCCUACGCCUUGCCACGAGUUACAUCGCGUAUCUAAUGGAUGUCCUGGCCAAAGAUUCCGGGGAAACCGAGGGCUUCAAGGCCGAGAUCAAGAAGUACGAAAGCAGGGACCUGAAGAGGAAAAGGGAAUUGAACCCAGAUGGACUACAGGAAACAUUCAUCGCCGAGAAAAAGGUCAAAGGUCGGACGGGUUGGCCGCAACAGGUCUGGGCUCUGGAGUUGAACCAGUGACUCCAUAUUUUUAACUGGUUUGAAAGACUAAACCAGCCCAUGGACUCAAGCA
This is a messenger RNA of Boleophthalmus pectinirostris (great blue-spotted mudskipper), 727 nucleotides long. RefSeq names its product heart- and neural crest derivatives-expressed protein 1. The record is from RefSeq and is a predicted model, not a curated record. NCBI's taxonomy places the organism in Eukaryota, Metazoa, Chordata, Actinopteri, Gobiiformes, Gobiidae. Gene Ontology annotation, biological process: heart development; regulation of transcription by RNA polymerase II. Gene Ontology annotation, molecular function: protein dimerization activity; DNA-binding transcription factor activity, RNA polymerase II-specific; RNA polymerase II transcription regulatory region sequence-specific DNA binding. The transcript has 2 exons. Bases 118 to 675 code for a protein of 185 amino acids.